Moesziomyces antarcticus is the source of this 1194-nucleotide messenger RNA. Its product is annotated as small GTPase-binding protein. The coding region runs from base 1 to 1194 and encodes 397 amino acids. The record is from RefSeq and is a predicted model, not a curated record. Gene Ontology annotation, biological process: small GTPase-mediated signal transduction. Lineage: Eukaryota; Fungi; Basidiomycota; Ustilaginomycetes; Ustilaginales; Ustilaginaceae. Gene Ontology annotation, molecular function: GTP binding; GTPase activity. The transcript is spliced from 4 exons.
AUGCAUUUUGGCUGCUUUGGCUUGAAUUUCAACAGGGCUUCGUCGGUCAAGCAGGCCAAGCGGGAGAGAGAGAGAGAGCAUACGCGCGCGGCGCAGCAACCCAACACAGCAAUCCAAAUCCAACUCUCGCCCGGCACCCUUUUCCAGCACAGCACGCAGCACACCACAGCAGAGCACAGCACAGCACAGCACAGCACAGUGCAGUGCAUCGAGUCGAGCCCUGCUGAGCCCAGCCCAGCCCCGCCCAGCCCAAGCCAGAGCUCAUAUCUCUCUCUGCUCCACACCUCCUUUGCCUCUUUGAUCCCACACCCACUCCCGCAACCAUCUUUGAUCUUUGAUCUUCACCUUCGCCCCUCGCCUUCGUCUUCCACCCCUCGGCUUUCCAACACACGCAUCCUCGUGUUUCAGCUGCCAGUCACCGCUUCGAAGCUCUUCGGCACUCCUUCUGCGCUUGCUUUCGAUCGCCUCCUCCUCCUCCUCCUCACGCGCUUGCAUUCGACCAUCCUCCGACCCGCCUCGUCGCUUGCUCUCGAUCUUUGGCAGUCACAUCUCUCGAGCGCGCCUUCAUCACCUGCAUCGCACAGCUGGCCCCAUCUGCAAGCGAUCUUCGAUAUCCGCAUCGCAUCGCCCCUCGUCAUCGUCGGAGACGGUGCCUGUGGUAAGACCUGUCUCCUCAUCGUCUUUUCCAAGGGCACCUUCCCCGAGGUGUACGUCCCCACCGUCUUCGAGAACUACGUCGCCGACGUAGAGGUCGACGGCCGCCACGUCGAGCUCGCACUCUGGGAUACCGCCGGCCAGGAGGACUACGAUCGUCUGCGUCCGCUCUCUUACCCGGACUCGCACGUCAUCCUCAUCUGCUUCGCCGUCGACUCGCCCGACUCGCUCGACAACGUGCAGGAAAAGUGGAUCUCCGAAGUGCUCCACUUCUGCCAGAACCUCCCCAUCAUCCUCGUCGGCUGCAAAAAGGACCUCCGACACGACCCCAAGAUCGUCGACGAACUCCGCAAGACCUCCCAGCGCCCCGUCUCGGCCGAAGAGGGCAUGGCCGUCGCACAGAAGAUCGGCGCCGUCCGAUACCUCGAGUGCUCCGCCAAGACCGGCGAGGGCGUCCGCGAAGUCUUUGAACACGCAACCCGCGCAGCGCUCGUCCAAAGAAGCCGCGGCUCCAAGAGGAAAGGCUGCACCGUCCUCUAG